CGCGCGCGUGCGGGAGGGGGCGGGUUGGGAAGGAUCGCCGGCGAGAUCCCGAGGCGAGGCUCGCGCGCCCGCCCCCGCCCUGGCCCCCAGCGCCCACCCGGUCCGCCCGGCUCAGCCAUGAUCAAGGCGAUCCUCAUCUUCAACAACCACGGGAAGCCGCGGCUCUCCAAGUUCUACCAGCCGUACAGUGAAGAUACACAACAGCAAAUCAUCAGGGAGACAUUCCAUUUGGUAUCUAAGAGAGAUGAAAAUGUUUGUAAUUUCUUAGAAGGAGGAUUAUUAAUUGGAGGAUCUGACAACAAACUAAUUUAUAGACAUUAUGCAACGUUAUAUUUUGUCUUCUGUGUGGAUUCUUCAGAAAGUGAACUUGGCAUUUUAGAUCUAAUUCAAGUAUUUGUGGAAACAUUAGACAAAUGUUUUGAAAAUGUCUGUGAACUGGAUUUAAUUUUCCAUGUAGACAAGGUUCACAAUAUUCUUGCAGAAAUGGUGAUGGGGGGAAUGGUAUUGGAGACCAACAUGAAUGAGAUUGUUACACAAAUUGAUGCACAAAAUAAACUGGAGAAAUCUGAGGCUGGCUUAGCGGGAGCUCCAGCCCGUGCUGUUUCAGCUGUAAAGAAUAUGAAUCUUCCUGAGAUCCCAAGAAAUAUUAACAUUGGUGACAUCAGUAUAAAAGUGCCAAACCUGCCCUCUUUUAAAUAAAAAAAAUUUAAAAGGCCACUCCCAGGUAAAAUCCAGGGGGAAAAGUCAUCUAAGUUUACCAUGCAGUUGUUUACCAAAAAUAGAGGAGGAGAGUCUUACCUUUUGCUCUUGGAUUUGUCAAGGUACUGUAUAGAAGUUGUGUAAACUCAGUAUGGCGGUUCAAUGUUGUUUUUCUUGUUCAGUGAUUUUAAAGAAAUUGAGUAGUUUCAGUGUGAUUUUUUUUUAAAAUUUCUUUUCUAAACUGCAUUCCUAUGCCCACCUAAGGCAUGGUUCUAUGUAUUGGCAACAAUAGUAUUUCGAAAAGUGUUUGAAACAUUUCUUUAAAUUAUGUAUUACUCAAAAUGUUGCUGGAGUUUUGUAUGGAUCACAAGUAUAGCAUUCCUUAAUUCUUUCUGUUAUUUGUCACAACUGUUAUUUAAAGAAUCAAGUAUGUAUUGCAUGAAAACGUUAUGACCUUUUCCUCUUAGUUUAAAUAAACUCCAAGGUAACUGGACUCUUAAAGCACCUUUCUGUUCGCCUGAUAUCUACUUUAGCAAUAAUUUUUUUAUGACCCUCUUACUCAACAAAGUAAAUAAAAGUGUAUUUUAUCACUGUUAA
This is a messenger RNA of Myotis myotis, 1296 nucleotides long. RefSeq names its product adaptor related protein complex 3 subunit sigma 1 (gene AP3S1). Lineage: Eukaryota; Metazoa; Chordata; Mammalia; Chiroptera; Vespertilionidae. Gene Ontology annotation, cellular component: intracellular membrane-bounded organelle; AP-3 adaptor complex; membrane coat. Gene Ontology annotation, biological process: Golgi to vacuole transport; intracellular protein transport. The coding region runs from base 118 to 699 and encodes 193 amino acids. The record is from RefSeq and is a predicted model, not a curated record. The transcript has 6 exons.